Messenger RNA from Salvelinus sp. IW2-2015, 2483 nucleotides. RefSeq names its product solute carrier family 22 member 6-A-like. The record is from RefSeq and is a predicted model, not a curated record. Gene Ontology annotation, cellular component: membrane. Gene Ontology annotation, molecular function: transmembrane transporter activity. Gene Ontology annotation, biological process: transmembrane transport. NCBI's taxonomy places the organism in Eukaryota, Metazoa, Chordata, Actinopteri, Salmoniformes, Salmonidae.
GAGCUUGGACUCCACCCCAUGAUCUAGUUCCCUCCCCCCCUGCAGAUGACAGUUAUAUUACCCUGCUAGUGCAGUGCCCGCGGGUUCACAACAUCGCAGACGACAGCGACAGCCUGCCUGCACUCAGGGUUCACUACGCUACAGACAGGUGUGAUUGCAUCUGAAUGAGAUGACUGACACAACUCAUUAUUAAACCAGCCUUUGUAGAUAAUCCUGAGCUCUGUGCCAGCUGCCUCUCAGCCUUCAGCCUUCUGUUCCACUCUCAGAUCUUUAGUGGCAACUUGAGAGUGCACUGCUGUGUUGGACUUGUAUCCGUGGUGAUACGUUAGGGUAAGGUCUGCAUUGGAAUAGCAGCCAUGGAAAGAAGCAUGAAUUUUGACGAGAUUCUUUCUCAUAUUGGGGGCUUUGGCAAGUUCCAGAAGAGCCUGUAUGUGUGGAUUUGCCUCCCCCAGAUCCUGCUGGCGUUCCACAUGCUGAUAUCCGUAUUCACAGGGGCCGUCCCCCCUCAUCUCUGUCGCUCCACCAACACCACCUGGCCCUUGACCACCAGCUCAGACCCUCCCAAUUUAAACUUCAGCCUGGUGACCGGCCCAGACGGUGACCCUGGCCGGUCCUGCUCUGUCCCUGGGGGGAUCCCUGGCACCCCGCUGGCUCAGCUGAAUCACAGCACCGCCCUGGCCCUUAGUGACAGCCACGCCACUGAGGGUUGCCAAGGGGGAUGGGAAUUCAGCAAGGCGACCUUCCACAGCACCGUGGCAACCGAGUGGGAUCUGGUGUGUGACCACGCCAAUCUAAACCAUGUUGGUUCCUCAAUCUACAUGUUUGGUCUUCUAGUUGGCGCUGUGCUGUUUGGUUUCUUAGCUGAUAAGUAUGGACGCAGGAACAUAAUCCUGGUUGGUUUGACUAUCCAGUCAACCUGUGGGGUCGGAGCUGCGUUCGCCCCAAAUUUCUACAUAUAUGUUUUCCUGCGCUUUGUUGUUGGAACCACUAUUUCUGCUGUCAUCAUGAACGCAUUUGUUUUAGGCACAGAGUGGACAGGAUCAAAGCACCGCAUGCUAGCUGGGAUCAUCACCGACUACUUCUUUGGGUUUGGCUACAUCAUCCUGGCAGGCCUGGCCUACCUCAUCCGAGACUGGCGUAAACUCCAGCUGGCCAUCUCAGCACCAGGCUUCCUCUUCAUCUUCUACAUCUGGGUCCUACCAAAGUCGGCUCGGUGGCUGAUGGCCAACCAGAGGUACGAGGAGGCCAUGGAUCUGGUCAGGAAAGCAGCUCUAAUGAACGGCAAACCCCUGCGGGAGGACAUAGAGAUAUGUCAGGGGUACAAAGACAUGGUGAAGAUGGAGAAGAGGACAAAACACACAGUCAUUGACCUGGUCCGAACUCCAAAAAUGAGGAGGAGCUCAUUGAUCAUGUUUUACCUGUGGUUUGUCAACGUGCUGGUCUACUACGGCCUGUCCCUAAACAUCUCUGACUUUGGGAUGAGCAUCUACCUGACCCAGCUGAUCUUUGGCCUGGUGGAGAUGCCUGCUCGCACCAUCACUCUCUUCACCCUCAACCGCUCCAGGAGGAUAUCCCAGAUAGCCUUCCUCGUUGUGGGAGGCCUAGCCUGCCUGCUCACUGUCUUCAUUCCCGAUGAUCUCUCCAUUAUUAGAACAGUCCUGGCCAUGGUGGGAAAGUUUGGGAUCACCGCCUCCCUGUCCAUAGUCUACAUCUAUUCAGCAGAGGUUUUCCCUACUGUCAUAAGGCAGAGUGGGAUCGGUAUGGGCUCCAUGUGUGCCCGGGCAGGGGGAGUCCUGGCCCCAAUCAUCUACCUGUUGAGGGGUGUCAGUAAGAAGGCUCCUAUGGUUCUGUUUGGUCUGUGUACUCUGCUAGGGGCAGCCCUCACCCUGCUGCUGCCUGAGACAGUCCACCAGCCCCUGGCUGACACCAUCCAGGAUGUGGAGGGAUCCAGCAUCAGUGAGGACUCAAAGGAAGGGAACAUGAAACCAGACCUCUAUGAGGAAUGUGAAACAAGGAACCCAGACAUCAUAAACUGAAGAACUUGGGAGUGGGACAAGCCACCAGUCCGCACUGAUACUUUGAGACCUGUGGUACUGUCUUCUGGAUGACUUCUACGCGGAAAGACCAUUAGCCCAAGGAACUCAACUGUGCAUUGUAAGCUAUCUGCUAAGAGCGCUUGAACAUAGUUGUAGCUUGUAAAGCUACUUCCUGUUUCGUACAUAAGACAAUGAUGUCACUUAACUGACAUGUUGAUACAGUUUUGCUUUAUAUUUCAAAAAUGUUAUUUUGUUGUGAAAAGAUGUACAGUAUAUAGAUGUGUAUGGUGACUAUCAGUUCAUAUAUUGGUUGAUAAUGAAGUACAGUAGUAACAGUUCAUUUAUGUACCAAAUAUCAUUUCUUCGCUUCUGUAUACAAUGAGUGUACAAAACAUUAGGGAACACCUGCUCUUUCCAUGACAGACUGACCAGGUGAAUCCAAGUGAA